Messenger RNA from Candoia aspera, 3465 nucleotides. RefSeq names its product zinc finger protein 493-like. The coding region runs from base 22 to 3465 and encodes 1147 amino acids. The record is from RefSeq and is a predicted model, not a curated record. Gene Ontology annotation, biological process: regulation of transcription by RNA polymerase II. The transcript is spliced from 6 exons. Gene Ontology annotation, molecular function: DNA-binding transcription factor activity, RNA polymerase II-specific; RNA polymerase II cis-regulatory region sequence-specific DNA binding. NCBI's taxonomy places the organism in Eukaryota, Metazoa, Chordata, Lepidosauria, Squamata, Candoiidae.
GAAGAGCCUUCCUGUGCCUGUAUGUUUAUAGGGAUUUCUUUUUCCUGUCCUAUAUGCUUCAAGGAGCUGGCUCUGUUUUCUGACAAAGGGGAUUGGGAGCCACUGGAUCCUGAGCAAAGAGGCCUGCAAGGGGAAAUCAUGCUGGGGAAUUCAAGGAAUGUGGCUUUUCUGGCAGAUGAUGGGCAGGAGAAGAAGAAUAAUGAAAAAUCAACUAUGUUGCAUUUGCAAACAAUCAAGCAUGAACUACAAGAAGAGGUGUUUCAAAAUCAGUGGGGAUCGAAAAGACCUGAAGAAAACAGAUCAAGUAACAGCAGGGAAAAAUCAUCUACUUCUCAAAGUGCAGAAAUUCAUGGCUAUCCAGUUGAACAUCAAAAAGGAAAUAAAAGAGAAAAGCGUCUAGAGCAUGGGAAAACAUUCAAAGAUAAAUCUGAUUUAAGUAAACGCUACAGAACCCAGACAAAAGAGAAACCAUAUGAAAUAGAACAUGGAAAAAAUUACGAUCAGAGCUUCUCUUCUAAUUUAUAUCGAAACAUGUCCUCAGGAAAGAAACAAUAUAAAUGCAUGGAAUGCGGAAAAAACUUCAACCAUUCAAGUUCCCUUACUACCCAUAAAAGGAUCCACACAGGCGAGAAACCAUUUAAUUGUACAGUGUGUGGAAAGAGCUUCAGUAUGAGCAGUUCCCUUAUAUCCCACAAAAGGAUACACACGGGGGAGAAGCCAUAUAAAUGCAUGGAGUGUGGAAAAAACUUCAGUGGCUUGAGUUCAUUUACUUCCCAUAAAAGGAUCCACUCCGGAGAGAAACCAUAUAAAUGCACGGAGUGUGGGAGGAGCUUCAGGGGCUUGAGUUCAUUUACUUCCCAUAAAAGGAUCCACUCCGGAGAGAAACCAUAUAAAUGCACGGAGUGUGGGAAAGACUUUCGUAAGAGCGAUCAUCUUACUAUCCAUAAGAGGAUCCACACAGGGGAGAAGCCAUACAAAUGCAUGGAAUGUGGAAGGAGCUUUACUCGCAACAGUCAACUUACUUACCAUAAAACAAGGAUCCAUUCAGGGGAGAAACCAUAUAAAUGCUUGGAGUGUGGAAAAAGCUUUAGUGGUUUGAGUUCAUUUACUUCCCAUAAAAGGAUUCACUCAGGAGAGAAACCAUAUAAAUGCUUGGACUGUGGAAAGAGCUUCAGCAUGAGCAGUAAUCUUACAUCCCACAAGAGGACCCACACAGGGGAGAAACCAUAUACAUGCCUGGAGUGUGGAAAGAGCUUCAGCAUUAGUAGUUCACUUAUUUCCCACAAGAGGAUCCACACAGGGGAGAAACCAUAUCAAUGCUUGGAUUGUGGAAAGAGUUUUAGUAUGAGCAGUAACCUUACAUCCCACAAAAGGAUCCACACAGGAGAGAAACCAUAUAAAUGCCUGGAUUGUGGUAAGACCUUCAGUAAAAGCAGUUACCUAACUUCUCAUAAGAGGAUCCACACAGGGGAGAAACCAUAUCAAUGCAUGGAGUGUGGAAAAAGCUUCAGGGGAUUGAGUUCCUUCACUUCCCAUAAAAGGAUCCACUCGGGGGAGAAACCAUAUAAAUGUAUGGAGUGUGGAAAGAGCUUCAGUAUGAGCAGUUCUCUUACUUCUCAUAAAAGGAUCCACACCGGAGAGAAACCAUAUAAAUGCAUAUUGUGUGGAAAGAGCUUCCGCAAGAGUGAUAAUCUUACAUGCCAUGUGAGAAAACACACAGGGGAGAAACCAUAUAAAUGUAUGGAGUGUGGAAAGAGCUUCAGUACCAGUAGUGAUAUUACUUCCCACAAAAGGACUCACUCAGGGGAGAAACCGUAUAAAUGUCUGGAGUGUGGAAAAAGCUUCAGGGGAUUGAGUUCCUUUAUUUCCCAUAAAAGGAUCCACUCAGGAGAGAAACCAUAUAAAUGUAUGGAAUGUGGAAAGAGCUUCAGUAUGAACAGUUCUCUUAAUUCUCAUAAAAGGAUCCACACACGGGAGAAUCCAUAUAAAUGUAUGGAGUGUGGGAAGAACUUCAGUAAGAGUGGUCACCUUGCUUCUCAUAAAAGAAUCCACACAGGAGAGAAACCCUAUAAAUGUCUGGAGUGUGGGAAAAGUUUUAGUGGCCUGAGUUCCUUUAAUUCCCAUAAAAGAAUCCACUCAGGGGAAAAACCAUAUAAAUGUAUGGAAUGUGGGAAGAGCUUCAGCAUGAGUAGCUCUCUUACUUCUCAUAAAAGGAUCCACACAGGAGAGAAACCAUACAAAUGCGUGGAGUGUGGAAAGAACUUCAGUAAGAGCAGUUCCCUUACUUCUCAUAAAAGGAUCCAUACAGGGGAGAGACCAUAUAAGUGCAUGGAGUGUGGAAAGAGUUUCAGUAUGAGCAGUAACCUUACUUCUCAUAAAAGGAUCCACUCUGGGGAGAAGCUGUACAAAUGCUUGGAGUGUGGAAAGAACUUCAGAUGGAGCAGCCGUCUGAUUUCCCAUAAGCGGAUUCACUCAGGGGAAAAGCCAUAUAAAUGUUUGGAAUGUGGAAAGAGUUUCAGUGGCUUGAGUUCCUUUAAUUCCCAUAAAAGAAUCCACACAGGGGAGAAACCGUACGAAUGCAUAGAGUGUGGAAAGAGUUUCAGUACAAGUAGUGCCCUUAUUUCCCACAAAAGGAUCCACACAGGAGAGAAACCAUAUAAAUGUAUGGAGUGUGGAAAGAGCUUCAGUAAAAGCAGUUCUCUUACUUCCCAUAAACGGAUCCACACAGGAGAGAAACCAUACACGUGCCUAGAAUGUGGAAAAAGCUUCAGUAUGAGUAACAUACACCUGCAGGAAGCAUCCCUCUCCAAGGCAUUCGUAGCAGGAGGAGGCUUAGCGUUUGUGCCGUGGAAUGUCUGGUACCAGAGUUUGGAGUCAGCAAGAACUCGAUAUAGUUCGUAUACGAUUUUGUGGACAGAGCCCCAGGUGAAGCAGAAAAGGAUUUGCCUGCAGGAUCCGCUAGGUGGCGCCUCCUCGCAAACGACCUCGCCUGCCCGGUCAGCCAAAGGCGCGCCGCAGAGUCUGGCUGGGGAGGCGUCUCGCCGGGACUUGGAAGAGCGGGCCGGGGAGGGACACCCCCAGCCUAGGGAGACGCGCGCGCGCGCGCUCCCUCCGGGUCCGGGGACAGAGAGGGCGCGGGGGGUCCUCGUGCAGAAGGAACGCGCGCGGGAAGCCGCAUCUGCUCCGCCAGCCACCCGGGGUCGCGCUCGCGGGGGCCGCGAGGAAGCCAAGCCCGGACCCUCCGCCAGGACCUCGGUCGCGAUCGGGGGAGUCCCGGCGGGGAAAGCCCGUCGUCGUCGUGGCUGCUGCUUUCCCCAGCUGGCGCCCGGCAAGAGAAGCCCUUCCUUCUUCGGAUCUUUCGUUGGCGUUUCCGUUGGGUCGCAGCGACAGGAUGGAAAGGCAGGUCCCGAAGCUGCGGAAGCGAAGGCGGCCCUUGAGAAGCCCUUCCUUACUCGGUACCUGUAA